UAAUUAGAAGACAUAUGACAAAAAGAUGGCAGCGAUUGCCGACCGCUGUCCUUCGGAUAUAUUGCAAAAAUGGCGCAUUAUGUGAUAUUUUCACAAGAUUUUAUAAUUAUAAGUGAAAAUUUGUGCAGUGCUACAUUGUGAUGGUGUGUUGUUUUACAUGAAUGACAGUGUUAACCGUGUGUAAACAGGACUGCGACUCUCAUCUGGAUAUUGGAUUACACAUAAAAUCAAGUCACGAUGGUGGUGGGGGAGAGCAAGCGGUCCAACAUCAUGGACGGGAUCGAGAACACGGGCGACGUCCGGCUGCACGACCACCGGCUGCGGCUCAAACAGAGAUUCGACAUAGUCCGAAAGCUCGGACAGGGCACGUACGGCAAGGUGCAGCUGGGCAUCAACAAGAAGACGGGGCAGGAGGUCGCCAUCAAGACCAUCAAGAAGUGCAAGAUCGAGUCGGAGGCGGACUUGGUGCGCAUCCGGCGGGAGGUGCAGAUCAUGUCCUCCGUGCGGCAUCCCAACAUUGUACAUAUUUAUGAAGUAUUUGAAAAUAGUGAAAAGAUGAUCCUCGUGAUGGAGUACUGCUCCGGGGGAGAACUGUACGACUACCUCAGCCAAAAGAAAGUAUUACAAGAAGACGAAGCGAGAAGGUUAUUCCGUCAGAUCGCGACGGCCGUUUAUUAUUGCCAUAUACAUAAGAUAUGCCAUAGAGACUUGAAACUGGAGAACGUGUUAUUGGACGACACGGGCAGCGCUAAGAUAGCCGACUUCGGUCUGUCAAAUGUGUUCAAAGAGACGUCACUACUGUCGACGUUCUGCGGGUCGCCUCUGUACGCGUCGCCGGAGAUUGUUAAAGGGACGCCUUACAUCGGUCCCGAGGUGGACUGUUGGUCGCUGGGCGUGCUGCUCUACACCCUGGUGUACGGCGCCAUGCCGUUCGACGGCUCCAACUUCAAGCGGCUAGUGCGCCAGAUCAGCAACGGGGAUUACUACGAGCCCAAGAGUCCUUCCACCGCAUCGCCGCUGAUCCGGGACAUGCUGACGGUGGACCCUCUCAAGCGCGCCGACAUUGUGUAUAUUUGUGAUCACUCAUGGGUGAACACGGGGUGCGAGAGGGGGUGCCUGGAGAUGGCGGAGAUGCUGGCGGCGGAGACGCCGGUGCGGCUCGACCUGCUGCUCUCGCUGGCGCCGCCGCCCAGCAACUCCGUCGUCGUGCCCAACGAGGGUGAACUGACAGCGUCAGAGAGCGGCGCAGAGCUCACAACUUCAGCGUCGAUGGCCAUGGUGGAGCCCAGCAGCUCCGCCGAGAAGAGAAUUCUUGACCUCGUGGCCGAGGGUGGUGAGGACGCGAUCAAGCCGUCGCCGACGCGCACCAUCGUGGCCGACAACAAGCGCAAGCUCGAGCUGGCCGCGUCGGCCGCCGCCGUCGGCAGGAAGAAGGAACGGGUUCACAGUGCGGCGAGUAUCGCGGGCGCUGCUCCAGAGCCGGCGCCGGAGCCCGGCACGCCAGAGGCGGUCCAACCCACCUUAAUAUCAUCCGCCACCAUGACGAUAUCCCCCGCGCCCGCGCAGCUGGCCAAGGACGCCACCCGUGACGUCAUCACCGCGCCCGCGCCCGCCCCGCCCGAGGACUCCCCCCCCGCCCCCGCCCCCGCGGAGGAGGUGUCGGCGGCGGCGGCGCGGCUGACGGGGCUGGCGCUGGCGCCGCCGCCGCUGCCGCAGCCGCCCCAGCCGGCGCUCCACCAGGCGCCCCAGCAGCCUAAACCUAAGAAAUUCUCUAUACCCGGCGGCAAUGUCGGGAGCUUCAAGGAGCAGUUCGAGAGGCGCGCGUCGCUCACGGCGGCGCCGGAACCCAAACGAACCGUCUCCAAACCGGUGUCGAAGAUCGCCAAGCCGAAGGCGCAGAGCGAGGACCGCGAGCUUCAGAAGAGCCCGGACAGUGGCUCCGUUAGACUGCAGCAGAUCGGGAUUGAGCCUUCCCCGGCGUGCGAGCUGCCGAUGCUGGCGCACCGCGGCGGCGUGCAGAAGACGGAGAGCGAGCCCAACCACGGCACGCCCGUCGACGCCGCCGUGCUGCUGCAGGACGCCAGGAGGAGUCUGCAGAACUCGAUGGCCAAGCUGGAGGAGGCCAAGGUGGGCGAGGAGAGCCGCCGCCGCGCCGCCCGGGACAUCAUCUCCAGCGCCAUACGGACAGCCCCGUUGCAUCAUCUUUCUCCAGAUUCUUUGGACGGCAAGCCGCCAGUGCCGUACGGGCGCUCGUCGUCGGCGGGCGUGGCGGCGCUCAGCGGGCUCUGCUCGCCCGCCACGCCCGGCUCGCCCGGCACGCCCGGCACGCCCGGCACGCGGGUGUUCCGCACCGAAGCGCAGCACCGCGUCGAGGACCACCGCCCGAGGGGCGUGUCGGUGGAGCGCAUCAUCCCCAUCGCCGUGGCCGAGGAGGCGCCUGCACCCGCCACCCCCGCCACCGCCGCGCCCGCGCCCGCCGUCAGCCGGCAGACUAGUCACCAACCGUUAAGACGAUUAACGUCAAACGAAUCGACGGGCAGCGCGGCCGAGUCCGUGUCGAGCGGUGGCGAACCGAUCAAGAAGAGCGCCAGGGAGUUCAUCAUACCUAUAGCGGUGGAGGGCAAGGGCUACGUCACACCGCGGCAACGCAGCACCGAGCCCGAGAUGACCCGCAAGCCGCGCAAGCCGAGACGCAUCAGGUUGGAGGGCAAGGGAUACGUCACACCGCGGCAAUGCAGCACCGAGCCGGAGAUGACGCGCAAGCCGCGCAAGCCGAGACGCAUCAGUAUCAUACCUAUAGCAGUGGAGGGCAAGGGAUACGUCACACCGCGGCAACGCAGCACCGAGCCGGAGAUGACGCGCAAGCCGCGCAAGCCGAGACGCAUCAGCAGCCUUGUAAGCGGCGGCGAAUCUGAAGAAGAAGACGACAACCACAUGCAUCGCCUGAGGUCGACGCGCGCGGCGCGGGCCGAGUCGGUGAGCUCGGGCGAGGAGGACGAGGAGGACGAGGGCUUCCACCUCCUCACGGCCGAGAACCUCUUCUCCACGUUGCUUCACAGGGUGCGCGCGCUGACCAACCGGCUGAACGGCGAGGAGGGCCCCGGCUUCCAGCGCCCGCACUCGCUCUUCAACAACCUCGCGCACGACAACUUCUUCAACAGCCCUCACUUACCCAGGAGAAACUUGCUCACUCAUAGAUAUGUGGAAAGUAAACGAAGUGUGUCGGAAACACGCGAGGGGUGGGGCUCGCGCGACCUGCACGCGGACUUCGAGUCGAUGUUCAACAAGCCGCGCCAGCCGCCGCGAGGUAAUAGUAAGAAAACGGGUAAAGACGGAAGCGAGAAUAGCAAAGACGAGGCGCUGGACCUGUCGGACCUGGACCUGAGCGGCAUGCGGCUGAGCGGGCGCGAGCUGCGCGCGCUGUCAGGCCUCACGCCCGCGCUGUCGCGCCGCCUGCAGCGCCAGCUGCUCGCCCAGCUGCCGCCCGCCGCCGCGCAGCAGCUGCGCCGCACGCUCUCGCUCACUACUCCCUCCACCGCCACCUCCACCGCCGCCGCCGCCACGCCGCCCGCCCGCAGCUCCUCCGCCACCGCCGACGUGGACGCGCCCGCCCCCGCCUACUCCACGCUCCCGCGGCUGCGGCGGCCCGAGCCCGAGCCGGAGCCGGCGCCGACCCCGCCCCCGCCGGCCCCGGAACACACCCCUCAGCCUCCGCGCGAGUCGAGCGCCCGGGCCACCCCGGACCGGCCGCUGCUCAGCAAAUAUUUAACUCCGGAGCGCGCUCCCUCGCUGGAGGAGUCGUCGGACGGCGGCUCCGUGCUGUCGGAGCCGGUGGCGCGCCGGCCCUCGCUGCGGCUGACGCCCGACCGCCCCCGGAAACGAGUCUCGCGCUUCCUCCGCCCCGACUUCUUCGACUCGCCGCCCGACGAGAGCGUGUACGCGCGGCAGAAGCGCGAAAAAGAGAUGGAGACGCAAAAGAUCCUUAGAGAAAUUCGCGAGAAAAAGAGCAGAGCGUUAGAGUCGGGCGUGAGAAGCCCCGAGUACGGUACCGUGUCGCCCUCGUUCCGCGAGGAGCCCGUGCUGGCGCGCAAGUGCGUCUCCCCCGGCAUCCUGCUGGGCAAGGAGCGCAGCCGCUCCAACACCCCGUUCUUCCCCAUACUGGACAACAUUAAAGAGGCCGCCCUGGACGCCCGCAAGCUUCCGCAGCUCGCGCCCGAAACCGACAGAAAGACUUACAUUGAUAGUAUUUUAGAUAACAAAUUGACUAGGCCGAAAAGUUUCCCUGUAAAAAAGUUGGAGCCGUUCGAUGAUCAAAGUCGUCCCGCGCCGACGACGGAUGCGAAAGACAAAGAGGAAAGCAAGGAGAAAACUCUGCCGCGGGAAUCUAAACUUAUACGUCCGAAGAGUUACCCCACUAGUAGCCCGUCGCCUGAAAAAACGUACAUGAAUCGCGCCGCCAAAAAGGACGAAACGGUCAACAGUACUAGUAAUCCGGUGAAUGAGGAAACACCUCCGCCGCCUCUCAAUAGUAAAAACGAUGUGGAAGUCAGUUUCAAUAUUAGUUUACCCAGGAAAGCGAAACCUGCUGCACCUGUAAAGACGGAAAACUCUAACGAACCGACCCCGCAAAAAGAACAGACGCCAGAUUCCAAAGAUAGUCCGAGCACAAACCUUGUUCUGAAAAAAUUCGUAGUAGUGAAUAACGAAUGUUCUAGUGAAAAAACAGAUGUUAAAAAUCUUAAAAUUGAAAAUGGUAUAGCGAAUGGCAAUUUGAACGGCAGUGCCAUUAAAGCCGAGCCAAAAACUGACGCGAAACCGAAAGUAGUGAACAGCGCAUCUAAAAAAGAAAUCACGCAAAAAUCUUCCGAAACCGAAGGAAGCGAAAAGAAAGGAACUAUCAAAAAGAAAAUAAUUAAGAAAGUUUCGUCUAAAUCAAAGACUGACGUGGGGAGCGCGGACUCGAAAGAUAAACCCGCCGCCGAAAAGAAAAAAGUCACAAAGAAAGUGAAAGAGAAGGAUCCCGAAAACGGCGCCAAACCGACCGUCACAAAGAAGAAAUCGGUUUUGCAGUCCAUAGGGCACAAGUUGGAAAAGUUUACGUCGUCCAAGUCGAACUCUCCCGAGAAGGUGUGCGAGAACAAAACUAUAAGCGAGGCUAAGAAAGAUACGGCGAAAGUGAGCCGCACGCAGCGGGAGCACUCGGUGCCGGCGAGCACGGAGCCGCCCACCGAGGCCGGCCUCAUCCAGCGCGCCGUCACGCUCGCCGACGUGGCCGCGCUCGACCCGCCGCCCGCCAACAAGACCACCGUCUCCAAGGUCCUGGGCCUCUUCAAAAAGUUCGAACCCAAAGAGAAAGUAGUAAAGCCGCUAGAGAAAACUACAAACGACACAGAGCCGACCAAAGAAAUUAUUCCCGAGAGUGAACCGGUAGAGGAAUCUACCGACGAUAAACCCAAACGACCCACGUCGUUGCUUCUCAACGGUCUGGGUCGAAAAAAGUACGGGAAAACCGGCAGCGACGGCAUCUCCGUAACGAACGAAAACAACGAACAGACAGUACUUAAGAAAGAUGCCGAAACUAAAAAUAAAAAUAGUUUAAAACUGGAUUUCUCCAGGUUGCCAAGAGUUAAGAAAAUAGUUCCUACCGACCCUGUGAUAGAACCGCAAAUUGUGUGCAUUUCCCCCGAAGGUAAAGAGACUGAGAAGGAGGUAGAGAGUAACGGGAGGGGCGAGCGCGAGGACGAGGCGGGCAGCCGCAGCCGGUCGCGCAGCCGCUCCACCCUCUCCAGCUCGGAGCUCAAGGCCGAGCCGCACGCGGAGCCCGCGCACCCGCUGCGCAACCACGAGCCCACCACGCCCGAGCGGGAGGACAUCGUCGACAGAAUACGAAGGAAGAGCUUCUACUCGAGGUUCAACGAAAAGAAACAACGAAGGAAAAGUAAUCUAGUCGGUCCGGGCGCCGCCGAGUACGACCCCAUCGCCGUGCUGCACGGCGCCGCCCACGAGCGCUCCGACCCGGGCUCGCCCGGCAGCCUGGACCUGUCCCCGGGCUACUCCGCCGCCUCCGACCUCUCGCCCUCCGCCGAGCGCUACCGAUCUCUCUUGACUGAUACGCCCGUUAGCACUAGGAAUAACUUAAGAUUUGAUAAUUACGGUCUGAACGAUAAGAUAGACACGUAUCGAUCUCUCGAUAGAAACGAAUUCCGGAAGUAUCCGACGCGAAGUUACCUAGAUUAUGAGCAGCCCUCGUACGGCACGCUGGGGCACCGCUACUCGCGCACCAAGUCGCUGCUGGACGGCGAGGAGGGCGCGCUGGGCAGGGAGGCGCCGCGCUACAGCCGCACGCUGUCCAUGUACUCGCCCGGCAACUACGCCACCUACCGCCCCAAGACCACCAGGAACUCCGCCAUCAUCCUCAAGGAGACCGAGAAGGAACCCAGUCCUGAAAACAUUCUAGAAAGAAUUAGACAGAGGAAAAAAUAUUCCAUUAGCGUCAUUCGCAAACCGGACCCCGACAAGGAACCCUCCCCAAGAUCCGCUGUCCCACCUCAAGGCGAAGGCGACGGUGCAGAACGCGCUGAGGAAGCUCACUGAACGGAACUACUAGCAGUCCUAGCGGCUGCGCUGCGGCGGGACUCGAGCAUUUGUUAACUAUUCACUCGUCAGAUGUACUCUCUGCCACCAAUCUUAUACGGAAUCUCUGGAUGCUCUUUUUCAUUUCUGUGAAAUUAUUUACAAUAUGUCGUUGUCGAGGUACCUUUGUAUUUGAGACUGUUAAGAUUCUUGCCAAUUAUCACACUAUGAAGGAUUUGCACAAGUAUAAUUUAGAAUCUCAGGUGACCGAUGACAAGGGGCUAGUAUAUUAAAUAUCUUAAGAACGGGUCACUCACGUAUUUUAAGUCGAAAUACGCUCGACAUGUUUCACUCCGUACCGAGGAGUGUCAUCAGGAGCUUGCGUUUACGGUGACGGAACUCGUUCUUAAGAUAUUUAAUAUGUCUGUGUCUCACGGAAGUUUUGUUAUUAAAGGGGCUAGUAUAUUAGUUAGCUGUAUGUCCUAAGUGUGAAUAAACAAAAAAUAGAACUUGAAUUCUAAUAUUAGGUACCAAUGUUUUUGGAUAUCACAUAGAUGCUACGUAUUUCAGUAUUUGCUAUACAAGCUUCCAGACUGCGAAUGAACGACGUAAUGUUUUGCCAACAUAGACUCUGUUGAUAUUGACUGUAAAUCGAUUCUUAUGUGCCUUCGUACUAUAACAAAAUGACUGGAUUUGAUAUAGUCAGUUUUAUUCAAAGAGAUUUAAAUGACACGACUUUAGUGUGUGUUUGCACAAAAUAUGUUUAUUCAAUAUUAUUAUGUAUACCUAUUAAUUUUAAUUAAAAACAUCCAUUUACAUUUUACAGACCCUAAGUCAAUUUAAGUUUAAAUGUUAUAAAAUAGUCAUAAAAUAUAUUUGAUUGCUAAGUCACGCCCUUAAAGUAUAAUCGAAUAGAAUGGUGCUUAGUUGAGGUUUUGUUAGAAAUAACUUGUAUUAUAGAGUUUUAUGAGAUCACUUACACCAGCCGUAUUUUAGCGUAAGUUUUACGUUUUCAGUUUAAUAGACAGUUAGGAAGAGUUAGACCAAGCCUAGUUGGCAGCCAUUUUGAUAGCACAGACUACGUCAUAAUUUCAUAGAAGUUUGACGUUUAAAAUAACACUAGCACAAUCUGGGCUAUCAGAAUCGCUGCCGACUUAGCUUGGUCUAACUGUAACAAGUUGUGGGCCACCGCCGGUAUGUAGUGCCGCGACGGCACGUGUUUUAAGCAAUCAUUUUAGACGAUCCAUUUUCAUAUUUUUUACUUUCUCGAUCCUAUUUAUUAAUUUUCAUAGUAUUGAUGAAUUUAUUUAUUGGUGUGUGGUGAUUUUUAAUAUUUUCCUGUUACUCAUAGUCGCCGUAUUGGUGCAACAGAAACUGUGAUUAUUAAGAUAAAUAUUAAAAUUACUAUCACACUCGUUUUGUAUUGAAUGUGAAUAAAUUAUAUAGUUGAAAAA
Messenger RNA from Cydia fagiglandana, 8027 nucleotides. RefSeq lists its product as uncharacterized. Gene Ontology annotation, cellular component: cytoplasm. The transcript has 32 exons. Gene Ontology annotation, biological process: protein phosphorylation; intracellular signal transduction. Gene Ontology annotation, molecular function: ATP binding; protein serine/threonine kinase activity. NCBI's taxonomy places the organism in Eukaryota, Metazoa, Arthropoda, Insecta, Lepidoptera, Tortricidae. The coding region runs from base 238 to 6594 and encodes 2118 amino acids. The record is from RefSeq and is a predicted model, not a curated record.